AUGUUCGAGUUACCAAGUGCCAAACGGGUUUGUCGCGAUGAAUUGAAGUCCCCAGAGUCGUCCAGGGCCUCGUCGCCAGAGAGCACGGCAGCUACAUACGCCGCGACAGCGUUGGAGAGGGCCUUUUCGUCAUUUGAAACAUUCGAUACCAAGCCGACAGCCGCUUCGGCAGGACAGGAGCAUCAGACAAAGAAUACCAAAGAGAACGAAGAGGAUGAGGAGCAAGAGUUUGAGUUCCGGCUCUUCAGCUCUGCGCCUGCUAGGGAGGAUUGGUCAACGAAAGGCAUCGAUGAAUUGCAGACGAGGCCCAAGGGACACAAUGGAAGCAACUUUAGUGGAGUUCAGAAAUUAAAGAUCAGGCUACGGUCUCCGUCGCCAUCGGCCCGUCCAGCUGGUGAUGGUGGCUUUACUGUUCCCUUUCGAGGAUGGGACUACUACUUCUCCAACCCAGCGAUGGUCAUGCGAGCAGUGGGAGAUGGCUCGUGGCAGAGUGGAAGUAGGGACCGGGAUACGAGCAAACGAUUGGAGAUGAUAAAGGAGACUUUCAGGGAUGCGGCGGUGGAUGGCGAUACCGUUCUUGCACGCGCUGCUUCGGCGGCUUGGCCUGGCUGCCACCUCCCAUGGCGGGUAGUGCAUAUACCCGCGCCAAAGGUGAAAUCAGCUUCAAGCACGGUAUCAGCCUCAAAGCCUGAAGCUUCUUUGUCCGGGAAGAAGAAGAAGCCAGGCAAGAAGAGGCGGAUAGCUUUGCGAAAACGUGUCGUCAGUAAAAAGGCAGCUGAAGAGGCCGAGAGAGAAAAAAGAAAUCGAAAGAACAGAGAGCGAAAGGUAAAGAGGAGGCAAAAGGAGAGAGACAAAAAGGCUGCAGCCCGGGCGGCCGCGGGUGAAGGUGAAGGCGUCGCCGAUGUUGCUGCUACCAAGGAUAAGUCAUAA
Molecule: messenger RNA, 930 nt
Organism: Microsporum canis CBS 113480
Lineage: Eukaryota; Fungi; Ascomycota; Eurotiomycetes; Onygenales; Arthrodermataceae
Exons: 3
Coding region: 1-930 (309 amino acids)
Source: RefSeq, a predicted model, not a curated record